AUGUUUUGUUACAUAUUAAGAAGCGAAUGUUCGUUUCGCGAUAAAUUGGUUAAAAGUUUGAAAAAAACGAAAUCACAAUCCCAGGAUGAUGAUUUCAGUUCGGAAUCCAUAAUCAGUCCUUUGAGAUUUUUCACAAAACACGGAGAAGAAACGGAAAGCGAAGGAGCUCCUCCGUUCGUUAAAAAUUUUCAAGGAAGGGGUUGCGAACUCGUUGGAAAACCUCAACCCCCAUCAUUAAAUCGUAUACAACAAUUUAGUUUUAAAGAGGGAAGAAUUAAAUUAUCAGAAGAGGGAGGUACGAGCACACUGGAAACAUUCAUCAGCAGUGCCGACGGAUCGAUAGACGACAGGAUGCAAGAAACUCUCAUGACAAACGGUCAUCUGACGAUACGCGAACCCCCGCUGUCUUCAUUCAAUUCUCAAAAUCGAAUCGAUGAAAAACUCAUAGAACAAGAUGAAUCUUUGCUCGAAGACGAACCCUGGGGGUAUCCCAAAUCGAACGGUACCAUUCCCAAACCGGAUGUCGCGCAAUGUUACAUAAGGGAAACUCCGGUGACUUCGCAAGAAAUCAUAACGACAAGAGUUUGCGUCGAGUUGGGAGUUAUAACGACUCAUCAAAAAAACGAAACGACCGGUCAAGAUGUCGCCACACCAGCCAUCGUUUUAUGCAGCGUCGACGUCGAACCCUGUCAAAGUCGAGUUUUGGAAAUGCCGGAAGUUGUCAACGAUUCUUUAUGCUGCACUGGAAGUACCGGAAGUUUUGUUUUGGGUGUGACGGGUCAAGACGUUGAAAAUUCAGUUUGCAGCACUGCUCAAUCCAAACAAAUAAGUCCAGAAGAAAGCAAAACGGAAGACUGCAGCAACAGCGAAAGAACGGAUAGUUCAUCAUUACCCGAACUCGAAAACGAAAGAAAACAACCGGACGGAAUCGAACAACGAAAAGUCAAAAAACACGACGACGACGACGAUGAUGAUGAUAACAUGGAAGGAAUGUUGGACAGAAUAUCGCACGAUCUCGAUUACUUGCUCAAUAGAAAACCAAAUUCGGGUCCGAGAAAAGCGAGCAAACCACCCAGCGACAGCGUUGACAAAAGAAUCCUGGAAGAAGAUGAAAAAGAAUUACAAACAACAGGAUUACUGGAAUAUUAA
Molecule: messenger RNA, 1149 nt
Organism: Pediculus humanus corporis (human body louse)
Lineage: Eukaryota; Metazoa; Arthropoda; Insecta; Psocodea; Pediculidae
Exons: 3
Coding region: 1-1149 (382 amino acids)
Source: RefSeq, a predicted model, not a curated record